AUGACAGAUGUCGACCUGCAUGAGAAGGGGCACGCCCAUGAUGUGGAGAAGGGCAAGGAUCAUGAUCAUGCUCACGGACACGGUCAUGUUGAUAUCAACGAUCCCAACAGACCGAGAUACGGUUUCAAGCAGCGGUUACAUCACUUCACAUGGGCGUGGUUCACCACGUCCAUGAGUACGGGAGGUCUCGCGCUUCUCAUUUUUGCUCAGCCUUUCCAGUUCCCCGGUCUUCGACAGAUCGGCCUCGCCGUGUACAUCAUCAACAUCAUCAUCUUCACCAUUCUCAAUGCCUGUUUAAUAGCUCGUUUCAUCAUCCACACCGGCGACCUCACCGCUUCGAUCACACACCCUCGCGAGGGCUUCUUUGUCCCGACCUACUUUCUUUCCCUGGCCACGCUCAUCACCAGCACUCAACGAUAUGCCAUUCCUGAUAACGACACCAACCUCGUCUGGGCAAUCAAGACCGCCUUCUGGGGAUAUGUCACCAUCAGUCUCCUCCUGGCUAUCGGGCAGUUCAGCUACGUUUUCUCUGCACACAGCUUCGGCCUCCACACCAUGAUGCCGACCUGGAUUCUGCCAAUCUUCCCCAUCAUGCUGUCGGGCACCAUCGCCUCCGUCAUCGCCGAGACGCAGCCUGCCAUCGACGCUCUUCCAAUCAUAGUCGCAGGUCUCACUUGCCAAGGUCUCGGUAUCUCGGUGGCAUUCAUGAUGUACGCACACAUGAUUGGACGUUUGAUGCAAGCUGGUCUUCCCAACAGAGAGCAUCGCCCUGGUCUGUACAUGAACGUCGGCCCGCCUGCCUUCACGGCCCUCGCCCUCAUCGGCAUGGCCAACGGCCUGCCCGACGAGUUCGACAUGCAAGUCGCGGGCAUCAGCGCGAAGCCCCUGAUCCAAGUCUGGGCCCUGGUCGCUGCCAUCUUCCUCUGGGCUCUGGCCCUGUGGUGGUUCGGUGUCGCCACUGUCGCGGUGAUCCGCUCUCCCCCCAAGUACUUCCACCUGGGCUGGUGGGCCAUGGUCUUCCCCAACACGGGCUGGGUCCUGGCCACCAUCACGAUCGGCAAGGCCCUGGGCAACGACGGCGUGCUGUACGUCGCCACGGGCAUGUCGGUCGUCCUGCUCAUCAUGUUCUUCUUUGUCGGGUACCACCUCAUCCGUGCCGUCAAGAUCCAGGACAUCAUGUACCCCGGCCGCGACGAGGAUGUUAAUGACCACUGA
Microdochium trichocladiopsis is the source of this 1215-nucleotide messenger RNA. Its product is annotated as voltage-dependent anion channel. The record is from RefSeq and is a predicted model, not a curated record. Gene Ontology annotation, biological process: malate transmembrane transport. Lineage: Eukaryota; Fungi; Ascomycota; Sordariomycetes; Xylariales; Microdochiaceae. Gene Ontology annotation, molecular function: malate transmembrane transporter activity. Gene Ontology annotation, cellular component: membrane. The coding region runs from base 1 to 1215 and encodes 404 amino acids. The transcript has 2 exons.